AUGAAGGCCACCACAUUCGCUUUGACAGCCUUCGCCGGCUGCGCAGCUGCUGCUGUCGCACCAUAUUACGGCAACGCGACCGCGUCUGCCGCCCCCUCCUUCGUUUACGCACCCGAUGUCUAUGUCACCCAGGUCGUCACUGCGUUGACGACUUACUGCCCCUCGGCCACCACCUUGACCUACAACUCCAAGACAUACACCGUCACCGAGCCGACCACUCUCACCAUCACCGACUGCCCGUGCAAGCACACCACCCCGGCCGCCAGCCUGCCCCAGGACAAGACCAUCACUGCCGUUGUCUCUUCGUUCACUACGGUCUGCCCCAGCCCAACCACCAUCGUUACCAAGAAGUCGACCUACACGGUUACUUCGGCCACCACCCUCACCAUCACCCACUGCCCAGGCGGAUGCACCGUCACCCAGCCCGUGAGCAUGGUCUACCCAACAUCCGCUCCACCAAAGAGCAGCGCCAGCGUGCCAAAGCCAUCUGCCAGCGUCCCACCCAAGAGCAGCGCCAGCAGCCCGCCAGCCAGCGUACCAAAGCCAUCGGGCAGCGUUGCACCCGUCAGCAGCAGCGUCGCGCCCGUCACCGUCACCAAGAUGGUCUCGCAAUACACGACCGUCUGCCCGUCCGCAACUACCUUCAGCGUGAAAGGCUCGACCUACACCGUCUCCUCCUCCACCACCCUGACCAUCACUCACUGCCCCGGUGGAUGCCCCGUUGCCAGCACCUACGUGCCACCCGUCCCUUCGGCAAAGAGCUCCUCCGCUGCCCCGGCUCCAUCGUCGCAGGCACCCUCCGUGAGCUCUGCCCCGGCUCCGGCUUCAUCGUCGUACCCACUCCCAUUGAGCUUUUCCGCAUCUCCCGCGCCAGCUGCAUCGCAGGACUGCCACGUGACUCAGAUCUCGUAGGUCAUCGCAUUGCCACCCUCCUGCCUCCCUCCAAGCUAAUAAUCUCCCAGUGACGGACAAGUUCAGGCCCCGAAGAGUUCUUGCCCAGCCUCUUCGCAGUCUGCCCCUGUUUCAUCCUCGGCAGCACCAAAGCCCGCCAGCUCUGCCCCUGCUCCGGCACCAUCAGCGAGCUCUGCUCCUGCUCCGGCACCAUCAGCGAGCUCCGCUCCUGCUCCAUCCUCAGCAGCCCCCAAGCCAGCGAGCUCCGCUCCUGCCGCUGUCCCAGCCUCAUCCGCCGCUGCUCCACCCUCGGCAGCACCAAAACCCGCGAGCUCCGCUGCUGCUGCUCCGGCACCAUCAGUGAGCUCCGCUCCUGCUCCCGCCCCGGCACCAUCCUCGCAAGGCCGCCCAGUCACCCAGAUCACGUAUGAAAUCCAUAUCCCCCUUUUCCCAUCAACUAAGGUAGCCAGCUAACCUCUCUUCCGCUAUAGUGACGGCCAGCUCCAAGUCCCCGCAUCUUCGAGCGCAGCAGCAGCCGUCCAGCCAUCUUCGAGCGCAGCAGCUGGCUCCUCCGCCACCCGCUCCGCCACUGCUGCUCCGGCCAAUUACACCGGCGGCGCGGCCGAGAAGGUCGUCGCGGGUGGAUCUCUCUUGGUUGCGGGGCUUGCCGCUGCUUUGAUGAUCUAA
Messenger RNA from Lecanosticta acicola, 1578 nucleotides. Lineage: Eukaryota; Fungi; Ascomycota; Dothideomycetes; Mycosphaerellales; Mycosphaerellaceae. The record is from the annotation of a GenBank genome assembly.